This is a messenger RNA of Rhinocladiella mackenziei CBS 650.93, 2091 nucleotides long. RefSeq lists its product as uncharacterized. Gene Ontology annotation, molecular function: ATP binding; ATP hydrolysis activity. The record is from RefSeq and is a predicted model, not a curated record. The transcript has 2 exons. The coding region runs from base 1 to 2091 and encodes 696 amino acids. NCBI's taxonomy places the organism in Eukaryota, Fungi, Ascomycota, Eurotiomycetes, Chaetothyriales, Herpotrichiellaceae.
AUGUCAUCAUCCCCGGACACCUCCGUAGCUCCUAUCGAGGUCGAGGUGAAAGUUGCAAUCAAGGAUCAAAACACGUCGAUGGAGGAUACCAAGGCUGACGAGGGCGGCCAGGAAAAGAAGAAGGUUCCCGAAGAGGACAAGAAGAAAGAUGAAUCUAAAGAACCCGAUGUUCCCCAAGGGAGCAUCUCCGAAGCCAAAGCUCUCUACGCAAAGAAAGACAGUGAUGGCAAUUACCAAUGGGUCACUGAAGAACCAAAAGAUGUACUCGAUGCGGCUGAGAACAAGGAGACGGCUCGAUAUGCGUUCCUCGUGCGCAAAAAGAAGAGCUACGACAGUCGUAAGAAGUACGAUAUCGACUCCAUCAUCGUCCAGAGCCCUUGGCUAAAGAAAUGUUUGGGAGUGGUGCUUGAAGAAUACCCCGGUAUCACAACUAAUCUUGAACGACUGGUCUUCCGAGCCCCCUUCCAUCCCUUCGUCCAUCGAUGGACUCGGCUGGCAGAUAUGCUGGAGAAGGAUGAGUUCGAGGAGCCCAUUGCUAAAGAGCACCUUCAACUCUUUCACGAUGUCCUCUUCGAGGAACUCGAGAAUGCCAUCGCCGCCAAAAUCGAUCUCGUCAAGAAUGGUGUCAUCACUUUCGAACACUUGUGGACGAUCUUCGAGCCCCAGACACUGGUGUACACCGUGUCUGACGGCAAGGAAUGUGUUUUCAAGCUCAACUCAGCUAACACCCUUCUCGAUUCGCAACGGGGACGUAAAUAUUUGCAAAUGGACGUGUGGGCCUGCGACUGGGAUGGAACGAAAUUCGGUCGCAACAACACCUCUCUGCAGAAUUAUGACUUCCCCGGGACAAUGGCCAUCACCUCUCUGCAGGUAUUCCCACUCGACUUCCAUCCUGACAAAGAGGAACUGGUUCGGCGGCUGGUGAUCAGAGGCAAGCUCUUUGAGCGCUUUGCCGGAUAUCACUACCAAGCAUACCGAGGCAUGGCACUAGGAUACGGUCGAUGCGGUAUGAUUCGUCACAACUUGGAAUCUCGGAUCAUCAUCGACUGCGAAGCUCAUAAUCGCUUCUUGCCGAACGACGCGGUCCAUUUCAGCUCGCUCUCCCGAUCCCCAAAUACCCCUGUACCUAGCCUCGUGUCUGGCGACUUCGACGACGAUUCCGAGGACUAUUAUGAUGACGCGUCGGACUAUCUCGAUGCUCCCGAAACCGACAAUGGAAAUACUUCCGCCAAGCCGAAGCAUCGUCCUUUGACCGUCGAAGAGCUUCUUAUUGCGGUUCCAUAUGUUCGGGGAUACGCCAUCAAGACUAAGAAGUGGCUUUGGUUCUAUGUCGACCAGAUUGAGCCCAUCAAAUUCGCCGACAACGCAUUUUCGUCGUUGGUCUUGCCAGCUGAACAAAAAGCACUCAUUCGCGCAUUUGUAGAAUGCCAGGUCAAGCACAAAGAUGAUUUUGAUGAUAUCAUCGCAGGGAAAGGACGUGGUAUGAUCAUGUUGCUCGCAGGACCUCCAGGAGUGGGCAAGACCCUGACUAGUGAAAGCGUCGCCGAAGAUAUGAGAGUCCCACUGUACAUGAUGAGCGCAGGAGAUCUGGGAAUUGAUCCGAGCGGGAUUGAAGAAUCCCUAAAUCUGGUGCUGGACAUGGUUAGCAAGUGGAAUGCGGUCCUACUACUGGACGAGGCAGAUGUGUUUCUGGAAGCGAGAAGCACCCACGAUCUCGAACGGAACAAGAUGGUGUCCAUCUUUUUGAGAGUCUUGGAAUACUAUGAAGGUGUCCUCUUUCUGACUACCAACCGACUCAAAAACAUUGAUGAAGCCUUUCAUUCACGUAUUCAUGUCACACUGAACUACCCGAACCUCUCGCAAGACUCCCGACGGCAUAUUUGGCAGACAUUCCUGGGUCCUGGGAGUAACGUGACAAGCAGAGAACUCGAUCGUCUCUCUCAGGUGGACCUCAAUGGUCGACAAAUCAAAAACAUGUUGAAGACAGCGCAGAUGCUCGCUCGGAGCCAGGGGCAAGCCAAGGAUGGGAAGGUGGCGAUGCGCCAUAUCGAAACCAUCCUUGCCAUCGAACGAGGCACAUCUUGGGAGUGA